UGUGACUCCAAGCCCGAGAGCACGCUAGGGGCCCCCAGCAAGUCUCCGUCUUCCCCGCAGGCCGCCUUCACCCAGCAGAGAACCAGGGGACAGUGGGCACGCGGUUUGGGAAACUUAGACUUCCUUUUCGGAAAAGCGAAUCCGCUUAUUAAGAUAGUUAUAGAUUAUUGCGAAACGAAGCUUUUGCGUGCAAUUUUCUCUGCAUCGGUUUAGGAAGUAAUCUUUAGCCGCGAGUGUAAAUGUUCAGCGGUUUCGGCUGCACCCGUAAUCCAAACAGUUCGAAGCGGACGAAGUUGGGCGUGAGACCUAGAAGGUUUGUUAAUGUGGACGUCGGAGGAUGAGCCGUUUGGACUGUGGGAACCUGUUGUACGAGAGACAGGUUUUUAGGUGUACGUUUUCUCUUACGUCUGUCUUUGCACCGCCGUGGUGAGACGAAACACAGGGCAUGGAAGGGAUCAAGGUGUUUCUCCACGAAAGAGAACUGUGGCUGAAAUUUCACGAAGUUGGCACAGAAAUGAUCAUAACCAAGGCUGGAAGGCGGAUGUUUCCCAGUUACAAGGUGAAGGUCACGGGCCUUAAUCCCAAAACGAAAUACAUCCUCCUCAUGGACAUCGUGCCCGCGGAUGACCACAGAUACAAGUUCGCAGACAAUAAAUGGUCUGUGACGGGCAAAGCGGAGCCCGCCAUGCCGGGCCGUCUGUACGUGCACCCGGACUCGCCGGCCACCGGCGCACACUGGAUGCGGCAGCUGGUGUCCUUCCAGAAACUCAAGCUCACCAACAACCACCUGGACCCAUUCGGGCAUAUUAUUCUCAAUUCCAUGCACAAAUACCAGCCCAGAUUACACAUCGUGAAAGCAGACGAAAAUAAUGGAUUUGGCUCCAAAAACACUGCGUUCUGCACCCACGUCUUCCCUGAGACCGCCUUUAUUGCAGUGACUUCCUACCAGAACCACAAGAUCACCCAGUUAAAGAUUGAGAACAAUCCCUUCGCCAAAGGCUUCCGGGGCAGUGACGACAUGGAGCUGCACAGAAUGUCAAGAAUGCAAAGUAAAGACUAUCCCGUGGUUCCCAGGAGCACAGUGAGGCAAAAAGUAGCCUCCAACCACAGUCCUUUCAGCAGCGAGCCUCGUGCUCUCUCCACCUCGUCCAACUUGGGGUCCCAGUACCAGUGCGAGAAUGGUGUGUCCGGCCCCUCCCAGGACCUCCUGCCCCCACCCAACCCGUACCCGCUGCCCCAGGAACAUGGCCAGAUUUAUCACUGCACCAAGAGGAAAGCAGAUGAAGAAUGUCCCGCCACAGAGCACCCAUAUAAGAAGCCCUACAUGGAGACGUCGCCCAGCGAAGAGGACCCUUUCUACCGCUCCGGCUACCCCCCGCAGCAGGCCCUGAGCGCCUCCUACAGGACAGAGUCGGCCCAGCGGCAGGCCUGCAUGUACGCCAGCUCCGUGCCGCCCAGCGAGCCGGUGCCCAGCCUGGAGGACAUCAGCUGUAACACGUGGCCCAACGUGCCUUCCUACAGCAGCUGCACGGUCAGCACGGUGCAGCCCCUGGACCGGCUCCCUUACCAGCACUUCUCUGCCCACUUCACCUCGGGGCCCCUGGUCCCCCGGCUGGCCGGCGUGGCCAACCACGGCUCCCCGCAGCUCGGGGAGGGCAUGUUCCAGCACCAGCCCUCCGUGGCCCACCAGCCUGUGGUCAGGCAGUGCGGGCCUCAGACUGGCCUCCAGUCCCCCGGCGGCCUCCAGCCGUCCGAGUUCUUAUAUCCUCACGGCGUGCCGCGGACCCUGUCCCCGCACCAGUACCACUCCGUGCACGGCGUGGGCAUGGUGCCCGAGUGGAGCGAGAACAGCUAAAGGGGGGCCCGCUCCGUCACACAGCCCUGCCGCAGAGGAAGGGGAGGGACGGCAGCAGAGCGGAGCCCCGAGGGUCACGCUUCUUCUCGAUGGUGU
Molecule: messenger RNA, 1951 nt
Organism: Suricata suricatta (meerkat)
Lineage: Eukaryota; Metazoa; Chordata; Mammalia; Carnivora; Herpestidae
Gene: TBX5
Product: T-box transcription factor 5
Exons: 9
Coding region: 446-1855 (469 amino acids)
Biological process (GO): regulation of transcription by RNA polymerase II; pattern specification process; cell fate specification
Cellular component (GO): nucleus
Molecular function (GO): DNA-binding transcription factor activity, RNA polymerase II-specific; RNA polymerase II cis-regulatory region sequence-specific DNA binding
Source: RefSeq, a predicted model, not a curated record